GGGCACGGCGGAAGUUAUAAGUGUUUGUAGAAAUCGUUCCGUGUGGGAGCAGCAUAUUUAAGAUGGAGACUGUAAACGCUGGCCAUAUGAUGAGCUUAGCAGCUCUACAGAGACAAGACCCAUACAUAAACAAACUGCUUGACGUUACUGGGCAAGUGGCUCUAUACAACUUCAACUCCAAAGCGAACGAAUGGGAGAAGACCGAAAUCGAGGGCACCUUGUUUGUUUAUGCGAGAUCUGCCUCCCCUCACCAUGGCUUCACCAUCAUGAACCGACUCAGCACAGAGAACCUGGUGGAGCCGAUCAACAAAGACUUGGAGUUCCAGCUGCAGGAUCCUUUCCUGCUCUACAGAAAUGGCAGCUUGGGUAUCUACAGCAUUUGGUUUUAUGAAAAGAGGGAUUGUCAACGCAUUGCUCAGCUGAUGGUCAAGAUUGUGAAACAAGAAGCGGACCUUGCCCAGAGAGAGUCACCCGAGCGGGCAGAUUCAGGGAGAACCAACGGUGUCACAGACGCACGGCCCAUUGACAUCCUGGAACUACUCAGCAAAGCCAAAGAAGAAUACCAGAGAGCUCAAGCAGGUGAAACAGAUGUGUCUACAGAGCCAAAUAUGAAGGCAGCUAUCAGUUCUACAGAGCUUUCCCACAGCACACCACAACCUGAAAAGAGCUCUCGUACAAUAGUGAAGCAGAUAACAGUUGAGGAGCUCUUCGGCUCAUCCCUCCCAAAAGACCCCACUCUACCUCCCAUGCCUGCACAGAACACCACCACCACUUCCAGUGACCCCUCCACUGCCUACAUCCAGAGCCAGUCUUAUCCCACUCCAUCCCCCCAAAACCCACUCCUCCCUCCCCACCUCACAACUCAAAAUUCCAGGUCCAACCAGCUACACCAAGCCCCUGGCCUGCUUCCAGCACCUUAUGCCCUAUAUCCCAGUCCUGUUUUCCAGUCAGGAGUCUCCAGAUCAGACCCCCAGCCUCAGUGCUCAGUUUCCCCCCUCAUGGUACCUCCAACUGGCUCAGAGCCCCGUGCUGCUCCCCUGUGUCCUGCAACACCUCCAACAGCUCCUGCUUCAUAUUUAGGACAUGAAAUACUAGGCGCACUCAAACCAGUAGUGCGUACUGUGAAUUCAGACAUCCACAAACCCAUUCUCGCACCCACGCUGGUCCCCCCCCACAGCUUCCAAGAGCCCAUGGGGAAAGCCCUUCUCCAGCACAGCAAAGAUAUGGAUGUUUUCUCUCAGCCUCCAAACCUGAUCAACCCGAUUUCUGCGGUCCCCAUGAAUCCAGGACUUGCUGUUCGAGGACCAGAGAUGUCUGUGCUUCUCUCCCCCAGCGCCUUCCAACAGUCCAUCAGUAAGACAACAGCAGCAUCAUCAGUGGUUCUUCCUUCCCCCUCUGAGUCCUCUUCCACCUCAGUAGGAGCUGUAGAGCCUCCAGCAGCCCUCUACAGCAAAAAACAGUUACAGGAGACUCUGAUACACCUCAUUAAGAAUGAUUCAGACUUCCUCAGCGCCAUUCACGAUGCUUACCUGCAGACUCUGUCCAAGGACAACAUGAAGCUAUAGUCCUACUUCAACCAUCACCACUACUUUCAGCGCUAUGAUCCUUUUAUUACUUGUGAAAAGAUCACGAGCUGCAGCGAGCAGGUUUUUGACACGCUCUACACCAGAACUAGUCAGUAUUCUAAGGAUUAUUACAGCAUGCACUGCAAUAUUAGUUGUAAUGUUCUUGACUCUGAACUUUUUUUUGAGUCCUUAACUUGAACACCGAUCUUGUCCUGCCAUUAACUUGGAUCAGCUUUUUGUCUGUGUGUGUCAAAGCAGAACUACUUUGGGAGAGAAGGAUGAUAGUUUCACAGUGUGGCCUUGCAUUUUCUUUUUUACUUGAGAAAAGAAUUACAUUUUUGGCCAUGUACUGGUAAGUGUUAACUGUUGCUUGUUUAAUUGUGUCAAUGAAAAGAACACAGUGGAGAUUGGGUGAGCUCGUAUUUCACUUUUGAUGUUUGGACAGACAAAUUUGCAGCUUGAGUCACAGAUACUCUUUGUCACGUGAGAGUAAGGGAAUAUUUUUAACACACUUAAACUGCGACUUCGUAUUAAAACCUUGGUGCUGGGGACCUCAGAACUGUUUUGGGGGUCUUUGCAGACAAACUGUCCACAAUGUGGUGUUAAAGGACUACUCGAUAACACUGAAGCCUGGACAUUUUUGGUAGUACCACACAUGCAUUGAUCAGACCAUAGUUUUUGUGACAUUUUAUUAGUGUCUCUUAAUAAGGAGGAAGUUGAUGAGGUUUUUUUUUCUUCAACCUGUCUAAAGAAGAUUAAGGAUUUCCAUAAUAGUCUUCAAAAGCACUUGCAUCUGAGAGCCCAAACUAAGAAUCAGUUCCUCUUGGCUGCCCUUUUUUUUAAAUUGUGACAUUGCAGACUGACAUGUUCUAUAAGACACAGACAAGCUAACGCUCAAAAAGGUUGUGCCACCUUUCCUUUUCUUGAUUCCUGCUCUAUCGUUCUUUGUUUUUCUUCUCAUCUGUGGCUCUCCUCCACCAACUGAGAUCACAUGACUUGAUGUUGGAAGAGAAUGUGCAAUAGACACUUUUAGGAAGACCAGCAUUUUCUGAUAUAUUAGGAUGGUACGAUAGAGCUAAGUUUAUUGGAACAUCUCGGUUUUUGCAGGAACUCUGUAAUUGGAAUAUCACAAGCAAAAAAAAAUAUUUUAAUUUGGAAUUUUUGUUUGUUCACCAUUAAUAUUAAAUUGCUUAAAACUGGGGGAGAUGAUGUGCUUUAGAAAAGCUUCAGUCAGUUUCAAACUGGUUGUGUUUAUAACAGUAAUCCAAACUACUAUGAAGAAGAUAAACUGCUUCUGUUCUCAAACUAUUUUUCCAAGCCACAGAUGGGUCCCAAGUCACAAAGACUUAAACACGAGAUCACUUGUGGUUAUAUUUGCCUUUUUUGCAGUAAAAUCUACUGCAGCACAGAACUGUAAACCCUGCAAACCACAGUGGGAUCGAGAAGAAGCACAUCUGUCUCUUUGUGUACAAUACUGAGUGUCUACGGGUGUAAGAAAACUGAUCUAAUGUAGAUUGGAAAAUCAGCUGUCAAAGAUAUAGAAGAAAAGAUUUAAUCUGUGGUAUGUUUUUGUAUGAGACUUUCUUUUGCAUGUUUAGGUUUAAUUCACCUUAUCACAAACUCUUCAGCACAUACAGGCCCAUGAAGACAGAUUAAAAAUAAUGUAAAACCGUUCAUUAUAUAAGGUUUUCUAAUAAAUGAAACAGUGAAGUGUGAUGUCAGUAGUUGGCUCGUCACAUGGCAAUUGGCUAAAGAAUCAAGUCAUUCCACUUGCACAUUUUUUGUUGUUUGUAAUUUUGAAGUGCAGAGAAUGAGGCUUGAAAUUUUUCAUUUCCGGGCAAGAAAAAAAAAAACUUAAUCAAAUGUUCUAUUAGAAACAACUGGUAUUAAUGGAACAAGUGUGAUGAGUUGAUGGAUAAUACACACAAUGUAUUUGGUGCCUUUAUUUGAAUGUCGUCGUUUACUCGUACUGUUAGCAACCAUCUUGUUUUACUAUUGUUCUGUGCUUAAGCUGAGCUCCGAUCUACAUGUUUUCAGUACCAACUGUUAGCCCCUCCCCUUUUUUGCAAAAUUUUAGUUUUCAUGCAAUUUACUUUAUUGCCCUGUUUUUUGUUUUAUUUUUAUUUUUUUUAUUUUUUUCCCUGAGGUGAUUUUACCAACACUUCUGGCAUGUGUUGGUUGAAUAAACACACACAGGAAGAAUGACUGAAAUGUAGAGAUCCUGGUGGUCACAUAUUUAAGGUUUUACAGUCAUUUUAUGCUUUAGUAUAAAUUCUUAUUGGCCAGAGAGAUGAUUUUGGAAAAAUCUUUGCAUUUUCAUUAAUUUACAUAAAUUUUCUAAGAUUGUUAU
Molecule: messenger RNA, 3915 nt
Organism: Monopterus albus (swamp eel)
Lineage: Eukaryota; Metazoa; Chordata; Actinopteri; Synbranchiformes; Synbranchidae
Gene: dcp1a
Product: decapping mRNA 1A
Exons: 9
Coding region: 63-1565 (500 amino acids)
Biological process (GO): deadenylation-dependent decapping of nuclear-transcribed mRNA; positive regulation of catalytic activity; deadenylation-independent decapping of nuclear-transcribed mRNA
Cellular component (GO): P-body
Molecular function (GO): mRNA binding; enzyme activator activity
Source: RefSeq, a predicted model, not a curated record